AUGGAGAAGACUGCACACCGACCGUCCAGGAAGGACACCCUCCUGUCUCGACGAUACAUUGAGGGCCUUAUCGCCGAAGGGAAGCAUGUCAUGAUCUACGAAAACCGCGUUCUGAAGGUCGACGCCUGGCUCAAAUACCAUCCUGGAGGAGAAAAGCCUAUCAAGCACAUGGUAGGCAGAGAUGCGACAGAUGAGAUCAACGCACUACACUCCCAAGAAGCCCGCGAACGCAUGCCCGCCUAUCAAAUUGGAUGUGUUGAAGGGACAUGGAUCAACUUCCUCCCUCCGAUCCAAGGCGGCAAGUACCGGAUAUAUACGGAGGACUCGUGUCUGAGUGAGGAGGAAUCAACUGCCCAAGAAAGCUCGAGUGGCUCCAGCCAAGAUGAAUCAACUCCUCCUUCGCCCAUAUUCGAUCCCGUCGAUUCACCAUCUGCUGUCAGGCAGAGGAAAUCACCCAAUUCCAAGUCUGGUCCGUCUGCCUCGGUCGAACGAUCUCAGCCACAGCCUGCCUUCUUGGACGCCAGAACCCAGGAACAAAUUGACUUCGACAUUGCUAAAUAUCCAUCACUGGAUACUGCGAGGCAGGAGGAAAUCAAGCGCAAAUACCGCGAAUUGAACGAGCGUAUCAAGGCCGAGGGCCUCUACAACUGCAACUACUCCAGCUACGCGAUAGAAUGUUGUCGAUACACCCUCUUUGCAGGUCUUUCAUAUAUAUUCCUGCGUAUGGGGUGGUGGGCAGCCUCUGCGUUCUUCCUCGGCUGUUUCUGGCAUCAGCUUGUUUUCACCGCCCAUGAUGCCGGUCAUAUGGGUAUCACUCACAACUUCCAUGUGGAUACUGUGAUUGGAAUGAUCAUCGCAGACUUCCUUGGUGGACUCAGUCUUGGCUGGUGGAAACGAAGCCACAACGUUCAUCACAUCGUGACGAACGAGCCUGAACACGAUCCUGACAUUGAACAUAUUCCAUUCUUCGCCAUCUCGCAUCGCUUCCUCACAAGCCUUAAGAGCACCUACUACGACCGAAUCAUGACUUACGACGCCCCGGCGCGAUUCUUCCUCAAAAUCCAAAACUACUCCUACUACCCAAUCAUGAUGCUUGCGCGUUUUAACUUGUACGCCUUGAGCUGGGAGUAUCUACUGAAACGCCAGGCGCCACGAAAAGGACCUGCUUGGUGGCACCUCUACUUUGAGCUUGCUGGGCAAGUCUUUUUCUGGACUUGGUUCGGCUAUGGUGUUAUGUAUAAAACGCUUCCUGAUGCCACCAGUCGCAUUGUUUUCCUCCUCAUCUCGCAUGUUGUACCUUCGCCACUGCAUGUUCAAAUCACAUUAUCCCACUUCGCGAUGUCAACCGCUGACCUCGGAGUCGGCGAAUCUUUCCCUCAGAAAAUGCUUCGCACCACCAUGGACGUCGACUGCCCAACAUGGCUCGACUUUUUCCACGGAGGCUUGCAAUUCCAAGCUAUCCAUCAUCUCUACCCUCGUAUCCCCCGCCACAAUCUCCGUCGUACGCAAAAGUUCGUUCUCGAGUUUUGCCGUGACACUGGUAUUCCGUAUGCCAUAUUCACGUUCUACGAUGGAAACAAGGAGGUUAUCAGCCGACUGGGCGAGGUUGCGAAGCAGGUACGCCUUAUGGAGGAAUGUCGCAAAUCCAUUUCCGAGGCUGGUGUAUUUUCUGAUCACCACUGA
This is a messenger RNA of Penicillium brevicompactum, 1683 nucleotides long. Its product is annotated as fatty acid desaturase. Lineage: Eukaryota; Fungi; Ascomycota; Eurotiomycetes; Eurotiales; Aspergillaceae. The transcript has 2 exons. The record is from RefSeq and is a predicted model, not a curated record. Gene Ontology annotation, molecular function: oxidoreductase activity, acting on paired donors, with oxidation of a pair of donors resulting in the reduction of molecular oxygen to two molecules of water. Gene Ontology annotation, cellular component: membrane. Gene Ontology annotation, biological process: lipid metabolic process. The coding region runs from base 1 to 1683 and encodes 560 amino acids.